AAGAGCACAAAUACUCCAAACAAUGGGAAAGGAAAACAACAGAAGUCAUUAAGGAUGGCACAAGGUUCAUGUGACAUUUGUUUGGAUGGCACUUGGGCGUGUGAAGGGACGAGAAAUCAAUCUAUAAAUAGCAUGCAGUAUUAGUCUAUCCUCACAACACAUAGUUGGGAAAGGAAAGAAAAAAUAGAAGUGAUGGGUAGUAUAGCUGAUAAUUGGAAAGAGCUAAGCGGCUCAAACAACUGGAAGGGUCUAUUAGAGCCUCUCAAUGUUAAUCUCCGCCGUUAUGUAAUUCACUAUGGUGAAAGGGUUGAAGCUAUUUAUGACUCAUUCAAUAGCGAGACAAAUUCUAGAGCGUACGGGUUUCCCCGUUUCCCCCCGGAAAAACUCUUCUCUGAGGUUGACCUACAAGAUGGUAAUCCAUACAAGUAUACUGUGACCAACUAUUUCUAUGCAUAUUCAGAGGUUGACAUCGACAAUGUAGCUGUUGCUCACCAAUCAGCGUGGAUUGGUUAUGUGGCUGUGGUCACAGAUGAAGGAAAAGAUGUGUUAGGAAGGAGAGACAUUUUGGUUAGCUGGAGAGGAACGAAAGGUGAAGUGGAGUGGAUCAAAGAUUUUCAAUUUGAUCUGGUCUCAGCUUCAGAUAUAUUUACUGGGAACAACAAUGCUCUGGUUCACGAUGGAUUUCACUCCAUCUAUACAAAAUCAAAAUCUGACUCCACAUACAAUAAGUCUAGUGCAAGAGAACAGGUUCUGAAAGAAGUGAAGGCCCUGGUGGACAAAUACAACGACGAAGAGAUUAGUAUAACUGUAACAGGCCACAGUUUGGGCGCAGCUCUUGCAACAUUGAAUGCGGCUGACAUAGUGGCCAGUGAAAGUAAUAAGCCUACAGGGUCACACACCGCAUGCACGGUGACAGCCUUUGUGUUUGGGAGCCCUCAUGUUGGAGACGAUGGCUUCAAGACUGCAUUCGAUGCGCUUAGCAAUCUUCAUCUCUUACGAAUUAGAAACGCGAAAGAUAUUGUUCCUUGUCUUCCACCCUUUGCCUUAGGUGAUACAUCCCACAACUACGUUGAUGUGGGAGAAGAGUUAAAAAUCGACACUACCAAAUCACCAUACGAGAAGACCGAUAUUACCGACCUUUUAACCCUAUUGAGUGUUUGGCAUAAUUUGGAGAAUUACCUCCAUGGAGUUGCGGGGACACAAGGAAGUGGGGAGUUUAAGUUGGUAGUUGAUCGUGAUUAUAACCUGGUGAACAAAGGGUUAGAUAUUUUAAAGACCGAAUACCAUAUUCCAGCCAAUUGGUGGACUGGUGUGAAGAACAAGUGCAUGGUUCAGCUGGAUAACGGCUUCUGGAAGCCGCAGGAAUAUGUCCCAGAUCCUCCUAGUACCUAAUCAUCCUAGGGUCUCUGUAAUGGAAAUAAGUUCCUCUGCUUAUUAUAAUUAAGAGGGCGUUGGGCUUGGGAUUUUCUUGCUGGUUAGAUCGUUAUGUUUCACUGCUGUGUUUGUUAUUUGCUUAAUUGUGACUGUUCCAUUGGUGGAAUCUCUGCUUCUAAUCUAUGGGUUAUUUGCUCCUGUUGGCAUUAUCCAUUGUGGUUUUUUUUUUUUUUUUUUUAAAUGCUAUGUUGUAUUCCAUUAUUAAUAAAAAUUCUAGAGAUAAAUAAU
Molecule: messenger RNA, 1662 nt
Organism: Pistacia vera
Lineage: Eukaryota; Viridiplantae; Streptophyta; Magnoliopsida; Sapindales; Anacardiaceae
Product: phospholipase A1-II 1-like
Exons: 2
Coding region: 193-1392 (399 amino acids)
Biological process (GO): lipid metabolic process
Molecular function (GO): glycerophospholipid phospholipase A1 activity
Source: RefSeq, a predicted model, not a curated record